This is a messenger RNA of Onychostoma macrolepis, 3118 nucleotides long. RefSeq names its product transmembrane protein 41B (gene tmem41b). The coding region runs from base 218 to 1066 and encodes 282 amino acids. The record is from RefSeq and is a predicted model, not a curated record. The transcript has 7 exons. Gene Ontology annotation, cellular component: endoplasmic reticulum membrane. NCBI's taxonomy places the organism in Eukaryota, Metazoa, Chordata, Actinopteri, Cypriniformes, Cyprinidae.
AAACCGGGGGCUAAUGUCUCGAUAGCUUCACUAGAUGGCAGUAGCGGUCUGUCAUCUGAACUGAACAGCACCGAGGAAGAAGAAAACGCAGUCACAGGUCACCGGUAUCCCGAGAAGUAGGAGGAGAAAGCCGGCUGAAGCCUUGCGUUUAGCUUUAUGAUCUCGGUUAACAUCUGAGAUCUACCUUCAUUAUUUUCUUUAGUUGAAAGCGAUCAUCAUGGCCAAGAAGAGAAGCGGUAACCGUGAGACCGAGAGCAGUCCGCUGAUAGAGCAGGAGCCGAGGCCCUCUAAAGAAACCCCUGUCCUCAAAGGAGCCCAGUCACCAGGAGGAGCCUCUGCACGCAUGUCAAUCCUCCUCCUCAUCACUAUCUUUGCCUGUUCUGCUUGUGUCAUGUAUCUGGUGUUCAGAAAUUUCCCAGAACUGAGCGAAGACGAGAGAGAAACAAUCAAAAUUCCCAAAGACAUGGAUGAUGCCAAGGCAUUGGGCACAGUACUGUCCAAAUACAAGGACACAUAUUACACUCAAGUACUUUUAGCGUACUUUGCUACAUAUAUCUUCCUUCAGACGUUCGCCAUCCCAGGCUCCAUAUUUCUCAGUAUACUGUCUGGUUAUCUCUACCCUUUUCCAUUAGCUCUCUUCCUGGUCUGUCUGUGUUCAGGCCUUGGAGCAUCUUUUUGCUAUAUGCUGUCUUAUUUAGUCGGGAGGCCGAUGGUCUACAAGUACCUCACAGAGAGAGCUCAGAAAUGGUCACAACAGGUGGACAAGCACAGAGAGCACCUCAUUAAUUACAUCAUUUUUUUGAGAAUAACUCCUUUCCUUCCAAACUGGUUCAUCAACAUCACCUCACCCGUCAUUAAUGUGCCUCUGGGUGUCUUCUUCCUGGGCACCUUUCUUGGAGUGGCCCCUCCAUCGUUUGUGGCGAUAAACGCAGGGACGACGUUGUACAAGCUGACCACAGCUGGCGAGGCUGUGUCCUGGAACUCUCUUCUCGUGUUGGGGGUUUUAGCUGUUGUCUCCAUCCUGCCCGUCUGCUUUCAGAAGAAAAUCCAGCAGAAACUUGAGUAGAGAUCACCACCCCUGCUUGAUUCAACUCAGGAAUGAUACUGGUCCUCUAAACUUCUCCUUGCUUUCUUCUCUUCUUUUGUGCAUGUACGACAGCCUCGUUUCAUCAUAUGAUGGGCAGCCAUUGGCUGUCAGGACCGGCCUUCCAUUGUUUCGACAGUACUUUCAUGGGAUGAAAAAUUCUAUCAUCACCGAUUCCCUCUAGCGUUAAGCAAUAUUUUCCACAUCAAUGUCUUCAGUGGAUUUUCAAUAUUUUCCACAAAACAGCAAUGAUUAAUGUGAGAUACACUGGAAGAGACAUAUUUUCACUCCCUCUGAAGUUGCUGAGCUAAAAUGGAAAGUGCCAACUGCAACCUUUUUCGUUCUUACGGCUAGUUUAAUAUUCAAACGCAUUUGAGAAUGAGGUAUUACAUGCUUCAGAAACCUUUUAAGGGUGAGCUUUGUGGGUUUUAUGCUUUUCUUUCUUGUUUCUCAUGCCGGAUGAGACUGCAGUAGGGAUCUGAAUGGACGAUCUCUUAACAGUGCCCUGUGUACUGCUGCUAACUGUAGAUGAUAGUGCUUAGCUCUUGUUAUAGACCUAAUUUUUCCCCGAAAACUGAUAAAUAUGGAUGCUGCCACAUUAGUAUUACAGAUCAAGACUGUAGAUUGCAUAUAAUAUAUUACAGGUUACUUGAAGUAAAAGAAAUGGAACUAAUACACUGACAUCACACGUACUGAACUAUUAACACCAGUUUUAGCAUUUCAAACUGUUUUUCUUCCUUUACAUUUGGAUGCAACUGAUUGAAAUAGUCAAAAUGCCAAAUUAUUGAUUUGAGGUUUUUUUUGUUCAAACGAAGUAGUACAUAAUUUAAAUUAAGUUGUAUAAUAUUGUCUUUCUUUUAUAAUAUUCAUUUUAGCCACGUGACAGAGGGAAGUAUUACAUUUUGGAAAUAUAAGAGAUUGGUAACUGUUACAGUUGGUUUUCUGGACCUAGUCAAGCCAAGCCACUGUAAAUUAUUUUUUAAAUUAAAUAUGUCUAUUUAAAGGAAUAAUUCACUCAGAAAUUUGCUGAAAAUGUAAACAAGAUGUAGAGUUUGUUUCUUCAUCAGAACAGAUUUGGAGAAAUUUAGCAUUACUGCUCUUGCUCAGCGAUGGAUCCUCUGCAGUGAAUGGGUGCCGUCAGAAUGAGAGUCCAAACAGCUGAUAAAAACAUCACAAUAAUCCACAGUUGAUCAAAACAACUCCAGUCCAUCAAUUAAUGUCUUGUGAAGUGAAAAGCUGUGUGUUUGUAAGAAACAAGUCCACCAUUGGACUGUAAUCGUGUGGAUUAUCGUGAUGUUUAUUAUCUCAGUCUGACGGCACCCAUUCACUGCAGAGGAUCCAUUGGUGAGCAGGUGAUGCUAAAUUUCUCCAAAUCUGUUCUGGUGAAGAAACAAACUCAUCUGUUAUACCUUGGAUGGCCUGAGGGUAAGUAAUUUUCAUUUUUGGGUCAAUUAUAAAUUUAAUUGAUGAAACUUUAUUCAGUUAAAAUUGCCUUUCAUUAAAAUAAAUCAGUCUUAAAAAAUGUCUUACAUUUUGUAUAAAACCUGCAAUACUGUUUCCUGUUUUUCCUGAAAAACAGUCUUUAAACCUUCAAUAUACUCGUUUCCUGACUGGAAAGGAAACUGAAUCAACAAUAUGUGCAAAGAGGAUUGAUAAGCCAUUUGCACUGAAAUUUCUCUUAAGUGGAAUGGUGUGAUGAGGCACGGUUCUUAUUCCAGAUAUCAUUACACUGUUACCUCAUUUGAGUUGUUCUCUCAUGUUGCAUUAAUUUAUAUCUGCAGUUUUUAUUUGAAUGUCAAACCUAAUGUUUAGUUUUUGUCAUCUGUAAAUGUCUAAAUGUUCCCAGCAGCUCUUGACGUAACAUAGAUGGCAUUAUGCGGUUGUUGUGCAACAGUUUCAAGCCUCUGUAAACUGUUUAACUGUCUCUUUGACCCAUUUAUAAUUUACUAAGUUGUACUCAUCCUGAUUUUUCUCUAGCAUAUUUUUACAGAACUCUAUCAAUAAAUUAAGGUUACUGAUUACAGUAUUACAAGA